UGUCGCCAAUCAAAAAGCUUGGCAGCGAGCUGAGUAAGUAGGGUUUUGAUGUAGUUGGCAGAGAGUGUAGGGGGUUGGAGCGCUUGCUCUCUAAAAAGUAUACAUUCCCACGAAAUUGCAACUUCGUUCUCUACAAUCUAUCGGAACUCUCUUCAAGGAUAGAAAGAUGAAGCCUGUGGUGGGGAUGGUCGUGUCGAACAAGAUGCAGAAGUCGGUGGUGGUGGCGGUCGACAGGCUCUUCCACCACAAGCUCUACAAUCGAUAUGUCAAGCGCACCUCCAAAUUCAUGGCCCAUGAUGAGCACAACCUCUGCAAUAUCGGCGACCGGGUUAAACUGGAUCCUUCUAGGCCAUUGAGCAAGCAUAAGCAUUGGGUGGUUGCUGAAAUUUUGAAAAAAGCACGAAUUUAUGAACCACCAUCGGUGGGAACUACUACCGGUUCAAGCAACAAGAGUGAAGUAUCAAUUUCUUCCUCCUAAGGUUUGGGUACAACCCUUGUUUUGAAUGAAUAUAUGGAUUUGGCAACCUUGUAUUUAAAGGUUAUACUAAACAGUUGUUUAGUAGCUUCUAUUUCAGUUUCCUUCUGAAGUCACAUUUAUUAUUAUUUUUUGCCCGAAAAUAGUUGUCUGGAAUUGUUUCCCUAUUAUGUGUUUAUCUUAUUCUGUUCACUUC
This is a messenger RNA of Camellia sinensis, 671 nucleotides long. Lineage: Eukaryota; Viridiplantae; Streptophyta; Magnoliopsida; Ericales; Theaceae. The record is from RefSeq and is a predicted model, not a curated record.